Messenger RNA from Pieris macdunnoughi, 2259 nucleotides. The record is from the annotation of a GenBank genome assembly. Lineage: Eukaryota; Metazoa; Arthropoda; Insecta; Lepidoptera; Pieridae.
AUGCCUGCGUCAAUUGGUGUUAAUUUACGCGUUACUGGCCACUGUAGCCAAGGCGGGAGAAAGUACAUGGAGGAUUUGUUUUCCGUUGCGUAUCAACAAACUGAGGAUGAAAGGGAUUUAGAGUAUGCAUUUUUUGGCAUAUACGAUGGUCAUGGUGGAGGCGAAGCUGCUGCAUUUGCUAAAGAACAUUUAAUGGAUUCUAUAGUAAAGCAGCGCCAGUUUUGGUCUGACAACGAUGAGGACGUUCUCAAAGCAAUUCGCAAUGGUUACAUGUUGACCCACUUGAACAUGUGGAAAGAAGUAGAAAAGUGGCCUAAAACAGUUACUGGUUUACCUAGUACAGCAGGAACAACAGCUAGUGUUGCAUUCAUACGGCGUGGUAAAAUUUAUAUAGGACAUGUAGGAGACUCAGCUAUAGUACUUGGAUAUCAGAAAGAUGAUUGUGAAAAAUGGGCAGCCAAACCUUUAACAUUGGACCACAAACCUGAAGCCAGUAUUGAGAUUGAAAGAAUCCAAAGAUGUGGUGGAAAAGUUGUAUCAAAAGCUGGAGUACCAAGAGUAGUAUGGAACAGACCAAGACCUGGUCACAAGGGACCUAUAAAGAAAAACACCCCGAUGGAUGAGAUACCAUUCCUUGCUGUGGCAAGGUCAUUGGGUGAUUUGUGGAGUUAUAAUCCACAGAAUGAUGAAUUUAUUGUUAGUCCUGAUCCAGAUGUUGGAGUCUUGACAAUAGAUCCUGCUAAGUUUCGAUGUCUUAUAUUUGGAACUGAUGGUUUAUGGAACAUGAUAUCCCCUGAAGGUGCUGUAAGUUUAGUACAAGCUACCGAGAAACACAAUGAGGCCGCAUUAGUGAACUGCGGGAACCAACCUCGGGAUUGGCUAAAUCCAUCUAAAAGCCUUGUAGAUCAUGCUCUGGAGAGAUGGUCUAACACUAGAAUGAGGGCCGACAAUACUUCUGUUGUGACGUUAAUGUUAGACCCUCCGGGGCCACCUCGCGCCGCCGUUCUUCGUUCCCGGACAGCGGGGCAGAAGCCUCAGUCGCCACUAACACACGCGACACCCUCUCAAACCGUCCCCACAAAACUUGAAGAAAAACCUGAAAAUGGAGAAGGAGAGAGUCCCGCUAAAGUCCCACAAAACGGUCUCACAAUUAUGACGCGCUACUCCGACGUCGACAAACCGGUUAUCUCCACGAAUGACGUCGAGAAAGCCCCGCUACCCCCUUGUGCCACCAUUGACGGAAGGUUUACGGUCCCUCGGGAAGUGUCACACGCUGAAGGCGAGAGCGAUACAAUAAUGAACUACGGUAAUCCGGCUGAGUCAUAUUUCAUGGCGCGUUUGUUAAAUCGAAGUCGCGUAGUGAACACCUUAUCUGAAGUAUAUGACGAAAUAGUAAAAGCUACCCCGAAAGAUCCCUCGGAGACCCGCGAACCCUCCCCGGGACCGACCACGAUACCGGAAGUAAAGACCGAGGAGCGGCCGCCCUCCGGGCCCCGACAAUCGCUACCUCCGGAGGAAACUCCCAACGGGGACGCGCCUGCGGAAGCCGACGACGUCAGUAUACAAAUUAACGAAGUGUCAUCCAGUUCACCCACGGAUGGACCUGCACGAACGCGGGGGCGACGGUUUCGGGAUUUGAAGCGCGAUACCCCUCCCAAUGACCGCGUGCUUCGUUCGCACCACGAGCCCGAGCCCGAGCCGCAGCGGCCGCAGACGCGUCAGGCCGCCACGAGGCUGCGCUCGCCCGCCGCACGGCCCGCGGAGCGAGUGGUUAUCCUCACUCGACGGGAGCGAAGGCCGGCCGCGCCCGAGCCGCCCGACGAGCGUCGAGCCACGCGCUCUAAUACCAAAGUGACGCGUAGCACCAGCGAAGAAGCGCGCGCGACGAGCGUUCCUCCCGCGGCGGGAAACUCCGCGCGCGCCCCGGGGCCGUCGCGGCGGGUCCCGGCGGCGCCCGCCCGCUCGAAGGAGAACCUCGGCGCCCCCCGGCGAGGCCGCGCUCGCGUCGACCGCGCCCCCCCGCCGCGCCCCCCGCGCACUCGACGCGCCGGUGACCACGAGGUGCACUCCACCACGGACGACACUCGACCGCGUGCGCUGCGCUCUCGCAACGAGGCCGAGCCCCCUGGCAAGAGACCGCGCUGCGAAGAAAAGCCGGCGCCGGACAAGUGCGGCCGCGUGCUGGGUAAGCGCGCGUCGGGCCCUUGGGCGCCCUCGCCGGCAUUGCGCAAUCGCCUUCGGCGGAGACUCGUCAAAUAG